AAGUACUAGUAGUAGUGAAUGCUACAUUACAUAGUACAUACCAUUCAAACUAAACCACUUUUUUUAAUGAUAUCAAUCAAUUAUAUCAAACAAAAACCAAACCCAAUUUUUCUCUCCAUCCAUUAGAACCAUGGGAGAAAAAGAGAAGACCAAGAACAACAAGAAGCAAAAGCAUCAACAUCCCAAUUCCCAAACAACCAAACAAACCUCAGAUUUCUCCUUCAAACCAAGCUCAGAGGUAAAAGGCAUAAGAUUUGGUGGCCAAUUCAUAGUAAAAUCAUUCCCAAUCAGAAAAGCAAAGCCCCUAGAGCUUCUCAAAGUUCUCUCUUUCCCACCAACAACAACACCAACAAACAAAUCCAAAUCUCACAAACUUCCUUUCCCUUCCACAACAGCCUUCUUGCCAACAAACUUCACAAUCCUAGCUCAUCAAGCAUGGCACACACUAACCCUAGGACUUGGUUCCAAGAAGUCAAAGGUUCUUGUCUUUGUGUUUGAAACUGAGGCUAUCAAGUGUUCUGUUGAUAGAAUUUGGCCUCAUGAGAUUGCACUUGGUGAUGUGAACAAGAAACUCAUCAAGGGUCUGUCUGGUUUUGAAAUGGCUAGAUUCAAAUUCAGAAAAGGGUGCUUGACUUUCUAUGUGUACGCUGUUAGAGAGAUUGGAAGCUUUGGUUUUCUUUGUGCUGAAGACUUGAAGAUCAUUCUUGAAUCUGUUGUUGAACUUAAGGAUUUCUUGGAUCAUACUGUUAUGCUCUCUAUGGCAAAUCAAAGAAGCAUUGGUUUCUCUAAAUCUCAAUCUCAAAAUCAAAAUCAGGUUGCAAUGGCUCAUUGAUUAAUCUUUUGUUAUAUUAAUAUAUACAUAUUCAUGAUUCUUGGUUUAGGAUGUGAAUUUGUUAACAUGUUUUUGUUUCUUAGUAUUUGUUUAUUUGUUGAUUAUCUUGUUUGAUUUUUUUUUUUUUGGAUUUGGAGAAAAAAAAAGUGUAAUUUAGAAUGAAUAAUUUUGGUGAUUGGUUUGAGUUGAGGUUGAAUUUGUCAUUUCACUAACUUAUUGAUGCAAAAGUUUGCAAGCUAGGAAUAUUGUAUUUUAGCUAUUCCUGGCAUUGCAAAAUCACUUUCUAGCAUCCCCUGGUUUUGUGAUAUUAGAUAUGUUCCUAAUUAAUCUAACAUUUAUUAAACAUAAAAAUUAAAAAUAAUCUAUAAAUACAUUAGUAAAUACAGUAUUUGUUGAAUCUUGAAAUUUUCACUGACUUUUUUUUUCUUUCAAGAAAUUUACUCUUGACUUUAAUAACUGCACUUUUAUAUAGCUAACACUAACUUU
Molecule: messenger RNA, 1318 nt
Organism: Vicia villosa (hairy vetch)
Lineage: Eukaryota; Viridiplantae; Streptophyta; Magnoliopsida; Fabales; Fabaceae
Exons: 1
Coding region: 131-832 (233 amino acids)
Source: RefSeq, a predicted model, not a curated record